GAAUUCAGAUGUUCCCAAAGUUGAAGUGAACACAAAUCGAAUUUCGAUUGCAGGGAAAGAAACGAAGAAAAUGUGCGGGAUAGCUUUGAUUAUCUCCGGUGUGAGAAUCGAUUUGUCUCUUUUGCUUCCCGAUUACAGACUUCCUCCCGAGACUGACGAGGUGGACCAGCCAGAGUUAUCAGUGGAUCAUCUUAAAGCAGCUCUCCUUAGAAGAGGUCCUGAUAACUUGGGAUGCAAGAAAAUUUUACUUCAGUUAAAGAGUUCAAGUUCAGUUGAAGAACUGUCUCACCUUGAUGUAGGGAAGGUAAUCAAGAGGGAGAGGUCUUGUUUGUGCUUCUCUGAGAAGAACAAUGUUUGCAUCGUUUCGGCAAGUGAAGUGUCUUGGACACAGGACAGUCAUGUCACUGCAAUGAAAUCUGUGGCUGAACUUCACUUUCUUGGUGCAACAUUACAACUUAGGGGAAUUAAUCCAGUUUUUCAACCAUUGGUAGAUACUUCCAGCAAUGUCCUUGUUUAUAACGGUGAAAUAUUCGGUGGAAUUGAGGUUGGCAGUGAUAGCAAUGAUUCUGAAGUUCUUAUGGAUGCUCUUGGGAGCUGCUGCUCCUGUGAUUUCCAUACAAGUGAAAGAAAAUGCUGUUCCACUGGAAAAGCUCUUAGUUCUGUGCCAGAACUCCUUUCAACAAUUAAGGGGCCAUGGGCAUUAAUCUAUUGGCAGGAUAGUUCAAAAACCAUGUGGUUUGGUCGAGAUGCAUUUGGGAGGCGCAGCUUACUUGUUCACUGGCCAACUUUGGAUGAUUUUCGCCUUUUGCUUUCUUCUGUGUCACCACUAUCAUUUAUCAAAAAUGAUACUGAUUUUGAAAGUGAAGAAAAUCGUGGCCUCAAUUUCUGGGAAGAGCUUCCAUGUGGGAUAUACAGCAUAUGCUUUGAUGCUUCAAAAGCCAGUGGAUUUCUGGUUGGCACUGCCAGAAAACACGAAUGGACUGAUCCGGGGCUACAGGAACUGAUUAAAUGGGAUCGAGCUUUUGUAAAACCCCAGGCUGAGGAAUUAAAAUUCGGCAACCUUGCAGUUGUAGAGCAACAAAGUCUCAUAAAUUCAACUUCUCUGGAAGGCAUGCCCUCUGAAUUAUGUUCUCAUCAUAUUAUAGAGCAAGCAAAACUUAAUACAGGGAUUAUUCAACAUUCAGUUUCAUUGCCAGCAUUUAAGGUGCUUAUUGCUCUGAAAGAAUCUGUGAUGCGACGAACUGCUGAGAACAGAAUCUUUCAGAGAACUAUUCCAGAAAUCAGAAAAGAAAAUCUUGCCCAAGUGGCAAUUCUUUUUUCUGGUGGAUUGGACUCUAUGAUACUAGCAGCAUUAUUGGACAAGUGCGUGGAUCCCAUCUAUAAAAUUGAUCUGCUUAAUGUAAGUUUUGAUGGCCAGUCUGCUCCAGAUAGAAUAUCUGCAAGAGCAGGACUAAAGGAACUUCAAAGAAAUGCUCCUCUGAGAAGGUGGAACCUUGUGGAGAUUGAUGCAGAUUUAUCAGAUUUGAGCUCAGAAAUCAAGUGUGUCAUGUCACUCAUAAGUCCAGCGAAUACCUACAUGGAUCUGAACAUUGGGAUAGCAUUAUGGCUGGCAGCUAGUGGUGAUGGGUGGCUGGUUGAAGGGAUUUCGAGCAACCAUGAAGAGGAUCACCGUCGCAUUAAGUACAAGUCUGAGGCCAAAAUUCUUCUGGUUGGUUCUGGUGCUGACGAACAAUGUGCUGGCUAUGGCAGGCAUAAGACAAAAUACAGGCUGAGCGGUUGGCUUGGGCUGCAUGAGGAAAUGAGACUGGAUAUGCAGAGAAUUUGGAAAAGAAAUCUAGGGAGAGAUGACAGAUGUAUUUCUGAUAAUGGCAAGGAGGCUAGGUUUCCAUUCUUGGAUGAGGAUGUUAUCAGGACUUUACUGGAUAUGCCCUUAUGGGAGAUUGCUGAACUAGAUCAACCAAUGGGUAGAGGAGACAAGAAAAUUUUAAGAGAGGUUGCAUGGUUGUUGGGUUUAGAAGAAGUUUCAAGUCUUCCAAAGAGAGCAAUCCAGUUUGGUUCGAGAAUAGCAAGGGAAUCAAACAGGAAGAAUUUUGGAAGCAAUCGUGCAGCAAAUCAGGCAUCUGCAGGAAGUGUAGUUAUCCACAGGCCAACAGGUGCAACUUGACAUAUUGUCUCGACACAGGCAUCUUUAGUAAAGGUAGUCACUUCGUUGUGUCUAUAUUUAAGAGGGAGGGCCAUGUGAUCAUUGUUUUGGUACUAGCCUGUGUUGUAUUUGUGAUGUUUGUCAAUUGGCCAGGGCCUUGAUCUGCUUAAUACCA
This is a messenger RNA of Telopea speciosissima, 2318 nucleotides long. Its product is annotated as asparagine synthetase domain-containing protein 1. Gene Ontology annotation, molecular function: asparagine synthase (glutamine-hydrolyzing) activity. Lineage: Eukaryota; Viridiplantae; Streptophyta; Magnoliopsida; Proteales; Proteaceae. Bases 71 to 2164 code for a protein of 697 amino acids. The transcript has 14 exons. The record is from RefSeq and is a predicted model, not a curated record.